UGUCGCAUAAGUAAUGACAUCAAAAAUGUUGAAAGGACGAUGCAUUCUCAUCGAUGGAGGUCACAAACCGUAGAAAAUGUGAGCUAAUUUUACACCGUAUCUCCUUAAUGAACUGGCAGACUGUGUUAAAAUGAGAAAAUCUUGGCUAAUAUUGUGUCAGUUACAUCUAUCGCAUCCCCAGCAGCUGAAUCCGAGAAGAGCAUCGUAGUUUGUCAGGAUGACAACUAGACGACCAUCCCUGCCUCCCAUGCCAGACCUCAGCCAUCUAGAUGAGGCAGAGAGGAAGAUAAUUGAGGAUGUUAUCAGGAGACAACAAGAGGAGGAGGACAAAGAACAAGAUAUGAUUAGGCAAAUGAAGCUGGAUUUGGACACAUAUGCUCAGUCUGUUGGUAAAAUUUCUGAGGAGGCCAAGAAAGUUGGAGGGCCUCAACAAGACACCGGUGCAGUGUGUCAGAUAUGUCAUAAAACCAAAUUUGCUGAUGGAGUGGGACAUAGAUGUCACUACUGUCAGCUGAGGUCAUGUGCAAGAUGUGGUGGGCGCAUUGCCUUGAAACAGAAGCCGACGAAACCUGGAAUGGAAGAACCUAAACCACAAAGCUCAUCUACUGCUAGUCAUGUCUGGGCUUGCAAUAUGUGUAAGAAAAAGCAAGAAAUUUUGGCAAAGACAGGUCAGUGGUAUCACGGUGAAAUGGCAAAACCAGUGCAAUUUGAUGUUGAAACUCCGUCUGGCAGUGAAACAGUCUCAAUCAAAACUGACGUUAGCCCGCCUAACGAAAAACGAGCAAAAAUGCAUGAAAAAUACUCUGAUAGUGGACAAAGUUCAGAAAAGGAAAACAUUGAUAAGCGACCUAUUUCUCGGACAGGAAGUCAGCAUAGGGAAAAGUUUAACCGCCAGUAUUCAUUAGAUGCUCAACAAAAAAGUCAUAGUGAAUCAAAAGAGAGACUAAGUGAUAGAACCAAUGCAGGAAUGGAUAAGGAUAAGUUACGAGAAAGAGGUCAAAUUCCAGAACGUCAAGGACGUGGUCGUGAUCGUUCACCAGCUGCUCCUAGACAUCAUAGUGAAUCCAGAUUAUCCGAGACUGAUAGGAGAUAUAUGCAAGAAAGUAGGCAUAAUGAUCGUUACGGGUCGUCUCAAAGUAGAUCUCGUGAAGCAUCAACAGGUCGAGGGUCAACUGAUGAAUUGAAACAUUUCGACAAGAAGGAUAGUCAUAGAUCUGGAGAUGAAAGGGAUGGUCGACGGGACAUGUCACAUGACAAAUCUCGUCUCAGAGGUAACAAUGAGGAUAAUAUGUCUGGUAGAUCUUCUAGAGAGGGUCGUCCAAGCAGAGAUGACCAUUAUAAACAUACCACAAAUUCUUACCAAGAGUCAAACCAAGACUAUGCACAAAACAAAUGGGGAGAAUCUCAAAAUAAACAACACAUGCCUUCACACCAUAGGGACAAUGUCCAAACAGGAAAAAGUGAAAGACACCCUAGUGGUCGACAUCCACGGGAUCGGCUACCAAGUGGUGGAAAAGAUAGACGAUCCCCAACUCCGAGUGAUCGUAGAAAAGACGAUAUUUAUGAUCAACGUGUGUCUUCUUCUUCACAAAGUCUUUCCAAACACCACAAUAUACGUAUUGAGAGAACUAGUGACUCCCCAUCAUUAUUGGAAAACAAUAAUGAAAAUGUACGUUACAGUUACGACAAACAACACUUAGAUCCAAGUACUGCUGCAACUGGCAGAAACUCACAAAACAAACGUAGUCGCAAACUGGAAACUAUGUUAAGGAAUGAUUCAUUAAGUUCAGAUCCCUCAGACACGUCACGACCACCACCACCGAAACCUCAUAAAAAUAAACGAGGUAAAAAGACUCGUCAACAUUCCCUUAGUAGUUCCGAUGAUGAGAUACGAUCAACUCCAGAAUGUUCGAGUGGCGAGGAACAAGAAAGUGAAAGUAUAAUAAGUGAAAAAGGAGAGUAUGAUAUGGGUGAUGAACGAUGGAGAAAAGACGAAAUUCUUGCUGCUAAAAUCAAAAAGUUUCUGUCGCAUCCUGUCACAUGGCAAAAAUCGGCAGAUAAUCGUCGAUGGAUAGGUCACAUGAUAUUGAAAAAGACGGUAUUGGAAGGUGGCAGACAAGAUGAUUCGGGGGCCAUACUGGGUUUGAAGAUUGUUGGUGGUAGAAGGACAGAUGCAGGACAGUUUGGUGCUUUCAUUACAAAGGUCAAGAAAGGCAGCAUAGCAGAUACUGUAGGGCAUUUACGACCAGGUGAUGAAGUAGUAGAAUGGAAUGGUAGAUGUUUACAAAGAGCUACUUUUGAGGAGGUCCAUGACAUUAUCUUAGAAUCUAAACAAGAACCACAAGUAGAACUUAUAGUGCAUAGAAGUGUCAGUAAUGGUGAAGUACCACCAGGAGUGCAUGUUGACCAAAUUAAAGGAUACAAAGAAGAUUCAAAUGACAGAAAUAGACCAAAUCUAAGAGUUAUGUCCCCUGCUUCUUCAACAAGUCAGAGAAGUCAUCAGUCACCAAUGUCACUUGGAAAACUACAGCUGAAAAUGUGGUAUAACCAUAAAAGUUUUGAACUGAUAGUUACAAUCAUCUGUGCUGCUGGUCUUCCAUUUACGGAUCAAGGAAAAGUCCGUAAUCCAUACUGCAAGUUAUAUCUACUGCCAGAUAGAAGUGAAAAAAGCAAGAGAAGAACAAAAACCAUAGCAAGUACUAAUGACCCAACCUGGAAUCAAACAUUUAUGUAUUAUCCAAUAAAAGAAUCAGACUUCCGAGACCACAUCCUGGAAGUUACUGUAUGGGAUUAUAACAAACAUGGUGCUAGUCAAUUUAUGGGGGAGGUGCUUAUAGACUUGAAUACAGCCAAUAUGAUUGAUGAUCCUUAUUGGUACCAUCUAAGUCACCAUGACAACUCCAGUAUACCACUGCCACAGUCAUCUCCUAGAACAAAAUCAAGUCAAGAUCCGUAUGAUUUACGUCAUCGCCAUUUAUCUCCUCCGACCAGUUCCCGUGGCCUGAGUGACAGCGAUGUUUCAGAGUUCGACAUUGAUGACAGCAUUGGUGUAAUACCAGGUCAAGAAGAUUUAAAUGAAAGAAGCAGAGGAUCACGUAGAGGAGAAACUCUCAACAUACCUGGUGAUAAAAGUUCACGCAGGUCAAGGUCACCAGUUCCUGUAGAACCAGAACGCUCACGUCAUAGGUCAAGGUCACCUUCAGCUUUUCACCAUGUGCCUGAAAAUGUAUCUCGCUCACUCUCUCCUGCUAGAACAUCAAGUUCACCAGUUCGGCUCGUUGGAACGUCACCUUCUAGUACACCAUCACCUAAGAAACGUCAGCUACCAUCAAUACCAUUAGAGGCACAGCUCAGAAGCCGUGAUAAAGAUUUUUGGCUUAAUUUUCCAGUGACACAGGACCUUGAAAAAAGAGCGCAGCAAAUUCGCAUGAGAAUCAAACCAUCACCUGGGUCCGAUUCAGAAUCUCGUAGGGGGCGCAUUUCAGAUUCGGAGGGUUAUCGAGCAGGACGUAACUCCAGCAGUCGAGAUAGAACAAGGGGUUCAUCCUAUGACCGAGGAGAUUUUUCCUAUGAAAGGGAAAGAGGAAGAGAGUUUGCAAGAGUUCAUCCUGGAGGACACAGAUCCAAACGAAAAGAAUUCAGUCCUGAUAUUGAUGAUAUCGGCAGUGAUGCAUCUGAAACCAGUGAUAUGUCUGAAGUUUCAAAAGUCAGUAUUAACAGUUACAUGUCUACACAGUCAGAAAGACCACAAAGAAAAUUCAGUGAAUUUACCCAAAAAAUGGAGAGCAAGUCUACCACCAUGCAGCGACGACAACAGGUAGCAAGAUCUGGUAGUAAUGAUGGUCAAGGAGGGUAUGAAAAGUCUGAUGGCAGUUUGUCAGACUCUGCCUUAAGUGCACCAGUUACAGAGGGUCGAUCAAGGAGAAGAACUAGUAUUAGUAAUAAAAUGGCUAAUUUUGUCAAUCUACCGUGGAAAAGUAAUAGUGCGACUCAGCUGGCAGAGAGUAAAAAGAGAAGUAGUGUACAAAGAAGUGAGGAAGUGAGAACAUCUGGUGAUAUCCACCUCUCUAACAGGAUAUCUAAACAGGCCAGUAAAGAGUCUACUGACGGCAGUAUAGGGAGCAUCAGCAGUGACUCUGGCAGUGUUGUAUGGUUGCCUACAGGGAUGAGAUUAGGACCAGAGGGGCAAUUUGGAGAGUUUAUUGAAGGUCUGGGUCCUGCCCAGCUAGUUGGCAGGCAGGUACUAGGAUCACCAUGUCUAGGAGAGAUACAAUUAGGCCUGUAUGAUAGGAAAGGGCACCUUGAAGUUGAAGUGAUUAGGGCUAGAGGAUUGAUGUCAAAACAAGGAGCAAAGAUAUUACCAGCCCCAUAUGUAAAAGUGUAUUUGAUAGAUGGUAAGAACUGCAUAGAAAAACAGAAGACAAUAGUCGCUAGAAGGACCCUUGACCCUCUUUACCAACAACAGUUAGUGUUUACAGAACAGUAUAUUGGCAAGAUUUUACAGGUCACUGUGUGGGGAGAUUAUGGCAGAAUGGACCGUAAAGUGUUCAUGGGAGUGGCACAAAUUCUACUGGACCACUUAGACUUAACAAACAUUGUGAUUGGCUGGUACAAGUUGUUUACUAGCUCCUCAUUGGUUGGUCAUCACUCAUCAACAUCAACGUUAGGACAUUCACGUAAAGGCUCAACUACUUCACUCGACAGUGGAUAUAAUAAUAAUAAUCUGCGAUCGUAGUAUUUAUACAUAUUAGAAAUUUCCUUUUUUACUUAUACAACAUAAUUCAAAUUUAGACUUUAUACGUAACUUUUGAUUUCAUCAAGCAUUAUAUAUACUUAUCUUCAUCACCAUGACACAUGUGUUAACAUGAUCAAUUUAUCAUAACUUUUAAAUCUAAAUACUGUGGAUUCAUUUUGUCUUUUUGUAGGUACCAGUUUACUGUUUCAGGAAAAAAUGUAGUUUGUGGAUACUUAAUUUCGUUGUUUCCAAAUUUUUUUAAUACAAGCCUUUAGGAUGUACUUGGGUGAAAUUAAUAAAAAAUCUAGAAUUUAAAAUCGACACUAUGUCAGAAGAGCAUUUGUUAAGGAACAAAAUUAGUUAAAAUAUUUAUAGGUUAUGGAGCUCCUUUUCUAGAUAUUUAUUUUUUAUACGACCGCAAAAAAAAUUUUGUGGUCGUAUAUUGGUAUGACGUUGGCGUUGUUUUUGUCGUCCGAAGACACAUUGGUUUUCGCACUCUAACUUUAGUUUAAGUGAAUGGAUCUCUAUGAAAUUUUACCAUAAGGUUCAAUACCACAUAAGGAAGGUUGAGAUUGAUUUUGGGGGUUAUGGUAUUAACAGUUAAGGAAUUAGGGGCCAAAAAUAAGCAUUUUUGUAACUUCCAGACAUAACUUGUGUGUUAGUGUAUGGAUCUCUCUGACAUUGUACGAUAAGGUUCCAUAUCACAAAGGGAAUGCUGGGAUGGAUUUUGGGGGUAAUUGCCUGCAAAUUUUAGGAAUUAGGGGCCAAAAAAGGGGCAAAAACAAGCAUUUUUCUAGUUUCAUGACAAUAACUUGUGUGUAAGUGUAUGGAUCUUUAUGGAAUUGUACUACAAGGUUCCAUAUCACAAAAGGAAAGCUGGAAUUGAGUUUGGGAGUAAUUGCCCAAAACGUUUAGGAAAAAGGGACCAAAAAGGGGCCAAAAAUUUUCUAUUACCAGACAAUAACUUGUGUUCCAGUGUAUGGAUCUCUCUGAAAUUGUACUGCAAGGUACCAUACCACAAAGAGAAGGCUGGGAUUAAUUUUGGGGGUAAUUGCAUCAAAAAUUUUAGGAAUUAGGGGCCAAAGGGACAAAAAACAAGCAUUUUUCUAGUUUCAGGACAAUAACUUGUGUGUAAGUGUAUUGAUCUUUAUGAAAUUGUACUACAAGGUUCCAUAUCACAAAGGAAAAGCUAAGAUUGAGUUUGGGGGUAAUUUCCCUAAACGUUUCGGAAUUUGGGGCCAAAAAGGGGCCAAAAAACAAGCAUUUUUCUAGUUUCCAGACAAUAACUUGUGUUCAAGUGUAUGGAUCUCUCUGAAAUUGUACUGCAAGGUACCAUACCUCAAAGGGAAGGCUAGGAUUGAUUUUGGGGGUAAUUGCCUGAAAAUUUUAGGAAUUAGGGGCCAAAAAGGGGGGAAAAAAAGCAUUUUUCUAGUUUCAGGACAAUAACUUGUGUGUAAGUUUAUGGAUCUUUAUGAAAUUGUACUACAAGGUUCCAUAUCACAAAGGAAAAGCUGGGUUUGAGUUUGGGGGUAAUUGCCCUAAACGUUUAGGAAUUUGGGGCCAAAAAGGGGCCAAAAAACAAGCAUUUUUCUAGUUUCCAGACAAUAACUUGUGUUCAAGUGUAUGGAUCUCUCUAAAAUUGUACUGCAAGGUACCAUACCACGAAUGGAAGGCUGGGAUUUAGUUUGGGGAUGAUGAAUCAUAAGGGGGUUCAAAAAAUUUUUUUUGGGGGGGGAUUUUUGUUCUUUAAAAUUUUCCAUUUUAAAUUGGUUAAUUUUGAUUUAUAUAUAAAAGCAAAUAAUAACGAUAUGGUUUGAAUAGGUAAAUUAAAUUUUUUUAAGUUCUUAGACCACAUUCAUUCUGUGUCAGAAACCUAUGCUGUGUCAAAUAUUUAAUCACAAUCCAAAUUCAGUGCUGUAUCAAGCUUGAAUGUUGUGUCCAUACUUGCCCCAACUGUUCAGGGUUCGACCUUUGCGGUCGUAUCAAGCUGUGCCCAGCAGAGCAUUUUAUUUUAAAUUGGCGGGAAAAGGCUGACUCAGACUUUUACCUUAAAUUUGCUUUUGUAUUAUUUGGGUCUCAAAUCGAAAGAUAAGAAAUCUUGAAUCUGCCUAAAUUUUGGCAAAUGACCUUUUACGAGUUAUUAAAGAUUUAUAUGAAAAGAAAAAUGGAUGUUAUGGGGCAAAAUAUUGCGCCCUAUAUCUUAGGAAAAAAAUGAAGGAGUCUGAACAUCCUAAAAAUUCCUAAACCUGACCUAAGUACAUCCUUAAGGAAAUUUGAUCUGAAAAGUUGAGUUUGUGGUUUAUCUAUACCCAUGAUAUUUUGUACCACAAUAAUAAUAAUGAAUACACAGUUACAGGUAGUUUAAUGUUUUUAUUUAUUGAUUGUUUUACAUUCAACCUUUUCUUUGGCUUAUCUUUGAUCAGUUAAGAAUUUUCUUUUCUUUUUAUUUUUAAAUAGUUUUCACAGAAUGAAUUUUCAUUUUCUAAAGCCUUAAACUUUUUUAAUCACUGCUUGAGAUGUCGAAAGUUAUGCAAUUUCACAUAAUUCUAUGAUUAGCUCUAAGCACAUUGUACUCUUAAGAUUUAUUCACAUUCUAAAUCCUAUUAGUUGUUUUAAUUCUGACUUUUUGUGUAGCAUUAAAAAAUUAAGCAGUUAAGUAUAUAAGUAAAUGGUUAUAUAUUUUAUGUAGGGCUUUUCUGGAAAUGAAUGGGGAUUUCAAUAGACAGUAUUACAUUUGAUGGAAGGGGACUUCAGAAAAAAAUAGCUAAUGAAAUGCUAACUGUUAUCCACAAACGUUCAAAAGGGGUGGGGAGGUGGUAGAGUUCUAUUUGGCCAAAAGGAGUUUUCAGCCGAUUUUUCAGUGAUUAUAAUAUGAUUAAGAAAAUCUUCAAACCCUUUGUGGAUCCGCCUGUAAAGUAAAGUUGAAAGUUUUAUACAUGGUUUGAUGAAACAGAUUGUGCCCUCUGACCCCUAAGUUUAUUUUCUGAACAGCCCAUUUUAAAAAAAAACCUUUUUUUUUAAAUAUUUUUUGUACAUUGUGACCUCUUCUGAUUAUUUCAGUUGUUGCAUACAAAUUUUUUUUCUGAUGCAGUUUUUUUCUCUAAAAUAUGUUAGAAAUUAGAAAGGAUCAGUACAAGUAGUUAUCAUAUUAUUAUAGUGCAUUGUGGGAAAAAAAGCCGGAUAAUAAGAGGCAUGCUAAUUUUACUUGUUUCACACUAAGCAUUAAAAAUUGAAGAGUUAGUUGAAUUUUAUAUAUAAAUUGUCUAAAUACUCAUAAGAUAUUUUAGAACAAUCAUGUUCCAUAAAAUUUUAUUGAGAAUAUUUCUGUGUUUUAAUAAGUCAGCUUUUCUACAUUAUUGCUGUUAUAAAAUUUGGCUUUAGAGGAUAUUAGGAGCUACAAAUAAAUUCCUUUGUAUAUGAACUGUUUAGCAUAGCUUUACAUUCAAUAGAAUUUUGGUUUUGAUUUGGAUUCUUAGACUUCUUUUUUAUUGUUUUGAUUGAUAAUCAAAAUUUAUCAAAAUAGAUGAAACAAAAUUUGCAGGUUUGAGCCCUUUUAAAGCAUUUAUAAUUUGUUACUGUUACAAUAUAAUAUAUCAUUAUAAAAUUGUAAGAAAUUCAAAAUUGGGCAUGUAGUAUUGUUAGAUUAUU
This is a messenger RNA of Mytilus californianus (California mussel), 8383 nucleotides long. RefSeq names its product regulating synaptic membrane exocytosis protein 1-like. The transcript is spliced from 24 exons. Bases 218 to 4735 code for a protein of 1505 amino acids. The record is from RefSeq and is a predicted model, not a curated record. NCBI's taxonomy places the organism in Eukaryota, Metazoa, Mollusca, Bivalvia, Mytilida, Mytilidae. Gene Ontology annotation, molecular function: small GTPase binding; transmembrane transporter binding. Gene Ontology annotation, biological process: regulation of synaptic plasticity; intracellular protein transport; regulation of membrane potential. Gene Ontology annotation, cellular component: cytoskeleton of presynaptic active zone; presynaptic membrane.